AUGGACAAGAUGUCGAGAUACCUCGACGAGACCAGAGCCAUCACAGCCCCGACAACGCCCUGUGGACUAUCGAUAGGCAGUCCCAGUCAGCGAUUCUUCGAGAGCGAUAACGCCAGUGAGAUUGGCACAUGCAAUGGAUUCUCGUCUCAUCCGGGAAGUAAAUCUAAUCUUCUCCUCUGUAUCCAGUGUGACCUGGAGGCACGCGCCUGCUCCUACAGACCCCACACCCCCUCCAGCAGAUUCGACAGGUACAUAGAGGAGGACAGGGCGAAAAUAUGCGACGAAUGCGACUGCCACUGCCCCCAUUGCAAUCUAAAUACUCAUGACGAGACUGACUUGAUCUGCUUCCGGUGCGAAGACGAGGAUCCAGGAUUGUGCUCGACAUGCGACGAGCCGAUCACUGAAGGGACCGACUCUAAUGGAAAGAGCGGACAACCCGGAAACUCAUCGUCCAGUGAUAAUGGGCAUUAUCCUGUCGAUGCUGUCGUGAAAAUUCAGGUCAACGAUCAGUUAUUGGAUGCUGAUUUGGAUGAUGGUAAUGCCGGCUCGAGCUGUCGGGACGCCAAGGGAAGUGAUGGGGCGGAUCGGUUGUCACCGAUUGUUGAACAUGUGUCGGCUUUCAGUGAUGAGGAUAAUGGACAGGAGUCCAAUGGCUCGAAAGUUAAUGGGCAAGCGAGGAGGUAUUUGGACAGCAUGCUCGUUCUUUUCGUGUAAAUAUUUAUGGUUUACCGGGGGGAAGUGGUGAAACGUUAGGGGCCAUUCGUCAUUUUACAGAUUUCAUGUGAUUUUUAGUGAUGUACGUGGAGAUAGCCAUACCCAUUAAUCAGGACUAUCGUUAAAUUUUACAGGUGUCAAUUAUUAACAGAGGUCUUAACAUUGUAAUUGGUGUAGCAAUCAACAAUAUGAAUAUUCAAAUUACGAUUUUGUAAACUAUUAAAAUUAGUUGGCUAUCUGUGGUGAAAUGAGUUCAGUUAACUUAUCUCCAAUCUGGGUUUUUGAUAAUUAUCCAAAAAUCUAGAAGUAAUCGGAGAAUUUUAAUCGAGACUUUUUUGCAGAACCCAUCGGUCUCUACAAAAAAAUCUUAUUCCGAAAAUUCCGUAAUUGCCCAUUAUUUAUUAGAUAUUCAUCGGAACAGAAAACUAGGUUGAAGAUGAGUUAACUUACCUCGUGCUACCCCUUCCCUAUAGAAAUUGAAUUUCUGAAUUAUUUCAUUGGCCAUGAUUCUGUUGAAAAGACUGACGAUUAUUCUGUAAAUAAAAAAUUUCUUAAAUAAAAAAUUUGGUUUCCCAUGAUCAUAUAUUUAAGUCAUCAUCAAUUGGAAAUUUAUGUUACACAUGUUAUCUAUGUUGAUACAUUAAUCAGUGAAUGUUUCAAAUCCAUUCACAAUCGCAAAAAUUUCGUAGUGAUGGCAAUCCCUGGAAAUGGAAAAAUCAUCCCAUGUUUUACCACUUCGCUCCUGAUUUUCAAUUCCCAAAGCCGAUUGACUAAAUUAAUGCAUCGUAGUCAGUAAUUAAAUGAGACGUCAGUACAAACUGACAUGUUGUAUAUUUUGUACGGGUGACAUGAAUGACUGGUUCGAUGAUUUCCUUUAUUUUAAUCGAUAGUGAAACAAAUCUAACAAGGAUGUGACGUGAAUUUACUUCACUGCUCAACGAUUAUAAAUGAAAAUUGUACAUAGUCAACUGCCAAGAAUAAUAAAAAUUGACGUAAAAUGGGAGGGUAAACUAGAGGGCGUUUAUUCAAAUUAAUAUACACGAAAUUUCCUAGGGAGUAUGAAUAUUAGAAAUGUAUGAAAAUAAAACGAUCAAAGUGAUGAGUGAUGUGAACCAAAGAUCCCGAUAAAUGGAGUGAUCUAGGAUUAAUUCGUAAUUAAUAAUUAUAAGGGUGAGCAGUGCAAUGGCAAAAUUGAGAAUCAUAUAGCUUGAUGCGCUUUUUUGUUAUCAAUGAAACACGAACGGUUCGUGUUUGGGACCAAGCAAUACCUGCUUCAAUCUUCAUUAAACACUCGGAGUCCAUUGCUUUUCUCUAUUUCAGGCGAGCAUUAUCUUAUCACUAAAAUUUUUAUGAAAAAACUCGAGUCAAAUUAUCACUCUCUCACCAUUCAUGAAUAAUUGCAACUAAAAAAAACAUUCGUGACGAGUGUAUGAAAAAAAAUCAAUAGAGAUAUUUGUGAAUUUGAUAAAAGAUCGGUGGGGAUUCCUUGUGUUUUUUGCACAAAUUGUAUCAACAUAAAAUUUUUCUAUUGAACUUUUUCAUACGUGAAGGAGGACGACGCGAGGAAUUUAUUCGCGAAAUUCAAGAUAUUUUCGAGUAAAGUAAUUCCUCGUGUUUAAUCACUUCCCUUUUCUAAUCCACUCUUCAUUACCUAGUCUCAUGAAUUACCAAGAAUUGUGAAAAGUGUCUUUAUGAACAAUAUAAAUCGAUGAAGUACCUGCGGAUAAUCGAAGGACAAAUGAAAACGGAAAAAAUAGAAUUAUUUCAUUGGUCAAAAUCCGUUCCAUCACUUGGGAUUUUGAGAAUGCCUUUUUUCAUACAACGAUGUCACUCGACGUAAUUGAAAGAAAACGUACCUUUUUUACGAAUUUUGAAAACAACUUAGGGGCAUUGAUUGAAUUCAAACUGUUCAACUUACACUCAUCCAAGACAAUAUGAUUCCGAUUAUUCGUCAUGUUUUUACGGCAGAGGUACUUCUAAAUUAUGAAAAUUAGGUGAAUAAAUAUUUAGGACAGACACAAUAGGGAAUGAAAUUCUGCAAUUUUACUGCCAUGUUGAGUCAAGAUGAAAAAACUCCUCAACUAGAAAUAUUCACAUGUAUCAAGAUUUUGUGAGCGCAUCGAAUUUAAAUUAAUCUAAAUGUAAAUCUUUGCAAUGGGAAACUUGCCUGAAGUUGGAUUGUUUACAAUUCUUCCAUUCACAGGCAAACAAAAUUACUGCAUAGACUGUUUUGGCCGAAUUCAGGUUCAAAAUUUGAGAUGAGAAAAGCCGUUAGGCCAGUUUCCCAUUGCAUUAUUUUGAUAUCUACGAAAACAAGGAAAAAAAUUAUUGAUUUUCUUUGUAAGCGCUGUCAGAAUUGUCUGACUACGUUGGUCCUUCACUACUUAAUUCUCCACGAGCUAUCACUCAUUCACACAAAAAUUUAUUCUCGCAUAUGUGAGGCACUGACGAUAUCUCAUAGCUCCCCGAUAAUUAAAAAGAAAACCGUCAUGAGGGAAACAAUUACAGAUUCAGAGAUAAUUCAUCAAUCUUGAUCAUGGCAGUGCGUUUUUUUCUGUACAAAAAAUACUUUGGAUUUGCUAAUUGAAAUGAAUAUCUCAUCUACCGAUAGAAUUAAGGAAUUAAUACCAGACGAUUGAGAACAGGAGAACUUGAUAAAUACUACUGCUAAAUUCUAGUCAUAAUACCGCUAAUAACAAUAACAUAAUACUAAAUCGUAAUACUAUGAAAAAUCGAUGGUUUUAAUGAUGCGACAGUGAAAUUCGCUGUAUGAUGAGAGACCACCUGUGCCCAUGAUUCGUUUUAAUAUCCAAUUGACAGAAGGCAGAGCACAAAUACUCCGUUCGUACAGAAAAUAUGAUUUGUAUUUCUAGUUUUAAAAUUCCAGUCUGAAAGAAUCCAAAAAUGCAGGGAAAUAGUGCGAAAACUAAUACUUUAAUUUUAUACACCCUCUGCAAACAUUUUUAAAAUCCUCAAAAUAUCUAAAUCAAUCAAAAAUUUGAUUGAAUUCCAGAUGAACAAAUGAAGCCCAGCUAAAUUUUCAUUUUAUUGAAAAGUAUCGUAGAGUUAGACAAUAUUUUUUAACAUAUACGACCUUCAGAUACUAAUUUGUGUCAGAAUGAUUCUUAUCGUACAUUUGUAUAGAAUCCAUUAGCAUUAUUAACAUUUAAUGGGAAUGUUUUUCAAAUAUUUCAACGAACGACGAACAAAAUGACAUUAAUGAUUCCGAAUCCCAUUGUCCAAAUAGCAAUCACCGCAUGCAAAUCCAGUUGAUUACACCUCACUCCCAAAAAUCACAUGUCAUCGAUAAGAACGUGAAAAACAACAGCUGUAAUCCCCUGGCGUUAAAAGAGGCAGAGAAUAAAUUGAACUGACCAUAUUUAAUGAAAAACAAA
Messenger RNA from Diachasmimorpha longicaudata, 4109 nucleotides. RefSeq lists its product as uncharacterized. The record is from RefSeq and is a predicted model, not a curated record. Lineage: Eukaryota; Metazoa; Arthropoda; Insecta; Hymenoptera; Braconidae. The transcript has 2 exons. Bases 1 to 714 code for a protein of 237 amino acids.